Prunus armeniaca (apricot) is the source of this 297-nucleotide messenger RNA. The record is from the annotation of a GenBank genome assembly. NCBI's taxonomy places the organism in Eukaryota, Viridiplantae, Streptophyta, Magnoliopsida, Rosales, Rosaceae.
AUGGAGGACCUUAAUUCUAGUGGAGUGGUAAAGAAUGACAUGCUUUAUAAUUCUUUCCUAUUAGAUUUCUCCUCUCUUUCCUUUCGAAUUGAAACCGAAGCGACAGUUGGUCAUUUGAUUCUAAUGAUAUUGAUUGAACGCAGGCAACUCCCAAGGGUUCACCCUAAUUUAUGGAAACCAAGGAGUGGCUUAGAGCUGAUGAACAAUGACCUUCCCAGCACCAACCCUGAAGACUCUAUGUCCUGCUUUGAUUUGUCCAAGAAUGAAAAUAUCUUAUAUCAGCAACAGGAGGGGUGA